This is a messenger RNA of Odocoileus virginianus texanus, 1141 nucleotides long. It is a transcript of the gene C31H9orf153, whose product is annotated as chromosome 31 C9orf153 homolog. NCBI's taxonomy places the organism in Eukaryota, Metazoa, Chordata, Mammalia, Artiodactyla, Cervidae. The record is from RefSeq and is a predicted model, not a curated record.
UGCUCAGCACUUCCUCGGCUCUGGCAUGUACCAGGUGCAGGGCUGGGCAUGGGGUCACGGGGUGAAUGAGGCCCUGCCCCUGGCCCCAGGCACACAGAUUCAUGAUCGAGUUGGCCACCUAAACAGAGAACUGUAAAGCCAGUGGUUGCUGAGUAGAACGGUGUCUCUCUUCUUUGCAUUUCCAUCUUUGGGAGCCCAGCUCCUGCCUUUGGGAUUCCAGCCUUUGGUCAAGUGCUGCCGCCUUCACCAAGGGGACCAGAAGCAGGCAGAGGUUUCCCCUGGAGCCUACACCAGGAAUCAGAGAUUCAAGUCAAGGCACAAUGUCCUUCAAUAGAGACAUGGAUCUGAGUAAAGAUGGUGAGGAAGAUGAAUCUCUGACAUGCUCGCUGCCAGAAUUAUAUGCAUUUGUUGAGAAUUUUAAUAAGGAGAACAAGAAAUUGAAUCUCCUGAAAAUGCACUCUAUUUCACCUGGUGAAGCACAGAGAAUGCUCAGUCAAAAGCAUUUCCUGGAUGGAACCGGGGGGACUGACGGGAGAGCAGAUGACUCCUUACCUGUUUUCAUGUGCAAGGUGGUGAGAAGAGAAGAGCGGCCGGAGUCUAUGACUGAGCUUCUGCACCGCAGCUUGCUUCCCAGGUCCCUCUCCCCCGUGGAGAGACUCUCCAAAUCCCAGCAGAGAAUCUCUGAGUAUGGGAUCCCUCCUCCCGUGCACACUUUUCCUUAUGAGAUUCUCAUCAAUCAGUCCAAAUCCGCGUCAGUGGUCACCAUACGGAAGAAGAUUCAGAGCACCAAGAUACUGUGCAGGCUGGCCCUUCCCUGUGUCUCGCCAGAGAAGUUUAUCUUUGAAGAGAAAGCCCCUACAUACUUCCUCAUCGAUCCAGCAAAACAAUUCAUGGAUCUAAGGGAUCUGGAAUGGAAAUUUUACAAGGGGCUUGUGAAGUGGAAGCGCUGCGUUUUGAAUGAGCUUGUGGACAUUAAGAAUGACAGCGAGAAGAGAUUUGUGGGGAGCCAGCAGUUGCAGCAUCCUCUUUCCCCACCUCUAGUUCAUAAGUCUCUGGUCAUUUAUCCUCAAGUUGAUUACCCAAAAACACUGUUGCCUUCUUAAAUGAAAUAUGUAGUUCAUUAAAACAUCUUGGAUAGAGA